UGCUUCAUUUGCCUUGUUAAUUUAUAUUGUACUUUUCAUAAUACCACUGGCGUCUACAAGCUGCCACUCAAUCUGCGUUCAUACCACAUAUUGCUGCAAACUUUGUUGGCCGGCUGCUUGCAGCGUAAACCACAAACAUCAGCAAGUGUGCAAAGCAUAAGCGAUGAGUAUUUAGAACUAAAUCCAAAAUAUGUUUUGCAAUAUCAGAAGCUAAUGUUUGAAAAAUUUACAAAAUUGCAUUCAUCGAAAUAUGUCGAACUACCAUCGCCGGCCGCUUGGAAAAUAUGCUUGCAUUAUGGAUUAACCUCGCAUAAAUUCAAUGAUGAAUUAUUUACAUUCAUGGAAGCUUUAACUAAGCAUCAUUUUAAAAUAUAUACCCAUAUUUCAGCAGUUUUGGUGCUUAACCUUUAUAAACAAAACCCGCCUUUCAAAAUGGACGUGAUAAGGUCCGUCAUAAGAGCGCAAAAGUUAUUCAUCGACCAACUGCCUUCUGCACUUUCACCCAGCACGCUCUGUGUCAGUGUGGUUCUGCAAGUACUGCAAAUAUUACAACAAUCGCUACAGAAACUACCUGCCACCACAGGUGGCAAUCGUUUGGUGGCAUUGAAGCACCUAAAUCACUAUACGUGGAAUUUAAAUGUGAACGAUAGGAAUGUGUUAUCCGAUAUACGUUCGCAAGCAAACGCCUUGCAGAAUCACAUGCUUAAUAAUGCCGAACAAGUAUGUUUAGAUACGUAUUUGAGCGCUUUGGGCGGUUACAAAACAAACGCAAAGAAAAAAGCUUAAGGUGCAAAUGCGUUAUAUCAAGA
Messenger RNA from Rhagoletis zephyria (snowberry fruit fly), 809 nucleotides. RefSeq lists its product as uncharacterized. The record is from RefSeq and is a predicted model, not a curated record. NCBI's taxonomy places the organism in Eukaryota, Metazoa, Arthropoda, Insecta, Diptera, Tephritidae.